AUGCCCCGCCUUCCCCCACGGCUACACACGGUGCUGUUGAACAAUUCGCCUUUGACGACAGACAUCACACAGCUCGCCAACACCCUCGUUGCAAGUGCUGACAUGCCUCGGCUACAGGAGCUAGAUGUUGCCAGUGCUGGCAUUGGGUCGGAUGGCGGCGAUGCGCUGGCAGCGGUUUCUGGCGGCUGCCUAUCUCUGUACCGCCACCACACGACGUUGAAUCUCCGCAAGUCGACUGUCACCGAUGAGGGGAUUCUGGCCUCGUACCUUCACUCCUCAUAUGUCCGAGCCAUCGAUCCGUCGAUCUCAGCGACAACUGGGCCCUGA
Molecule: messenger RNA, 327 nt
Organism: Aphanomyces astaci
Lineage: Eukaryota; Oomycota; Saprolegniomycetes; Saprolegniales; Verrucalvaceae
Exons: 3
Coding region: 1-327 (108 amino acids)
Molecular function (GO): protein binding
Source: RefSeq, a predicted model, not a curated record